UCGGUGCCUGUUCCCUCCUCGUCUUCUUUUAAAGUAAACCGGGUUAAUAAGAUUCAAGAGGCGGAGCCGAGCGCCUCACGCACGAGCAGCAGGAAACAGAAUGGGCUCCCGGCACUUAGCUCAGGUAGGGCCACAGCCUGCAGCUAUGGGGGGCACCUGCCUGGCACGGUGCUGCUGCUGCUGCUGGCAGUCAGGGAGGGGAGCCAGGAAUAGUCAGAUGCUUCCUUCUUCCUGCUAAACUUGACCAGUAGGAUCAGACAUUCCACAGCAGGUGCAUCAGAAGCAGGUGAGAGCCAUGGAGCAACACAAAGCUGCUGAGACAAUGGGGAGCAAGGACAGGGCACAGGGAUCCAAGAAGCUCUUUAGGAACAAGUCACUGAAGUCUGUUGGGAAUUUCAUGCAAAGGAUAUUGAGAACUUUAAGCAGUUUGUCUCACCUGGGGCAAGAUGCUGAGAGAGGUGCCCAGGAUGGAGAGGAUGAUGAUGGGGGCUUCAAGCAGAAAUCCCCCCAGGGUGAUGGGAAGGAGUCAAUGCAGGAGGAUUAUAGGUUUGUCCAAGGAGGUGAUAGCAAUAACAAUCUGGGCAAAUCUCAUGGAGGUUCCAGGUGUCAGGACAGGCUCUCCUGGAGCUCAGAGGAGAGGGUUCCUGGGGUGCAGGGUCUGAAGAACCAUGGAAACACCUGUUUCAUGAAUGCUGUAGUCCAGUGUCUGAGCAACACGGAUCUGUUUGCUGAGUACCUGGGGAUGGAGCAAUACAAAGCAGAGCUGGACAGGUCUACAGGAAAUGAGGGUGUAGUGGACAAGAGGUCAGCAGGAGAGCCCCCUACAGCCAACAGAGGAGCCGUGACUGAGAGACUGGCGACUCUGGUCAAGGGGCUCUGGACCUUGCAGUACACCCCUCAGCUGUCUGUGGAGUUUAAGAAUGUUGUUUCCCAGUACGGCUCCCAGUUCAAAGGGAAUUCCCAGCAUGAUGCGUUGGAGUUCCUGCUUUGGCUAUUGGACAGAGUGCACGAGGAUCUCAACACUUCUACUCACAACAGGACAAACAGAAACAAUGAUUCCUCAAGUGAGGGGAGUAAGCAUGACGUACGUUUAUAUUAUUCUGUGUCUAAUUUUAGGUCGUCCCUCACCUGCCCGCACUGCCACAAGCAGAGUGAUACAUUUGACCCAUUCCUGUGUGUGUCAUUGCCCAUCCCUCUGCGCCAAACCAGGGCCCUGAACGUCAUAUUGGUCUUCCAGUCCAAACAGCAGCGCUUCCUUCGAGUUGGUCUUGCGGUUCCUCUUUUUGGUACCGUGGCAGCAUUGCGGCAGAUGGUGGCAGACAAGGGCAAAAUACCACCAGAACAGGUGAUCCUGGCUGAUUUGUACUCCAGUGGAUUCCAGCGCUCAUUUUCCAAUGACGAAGACUUGAACACCAUUGCAGAGGGGGAUCAAGUCUAUGCCUUUCAGGUUCCUCUGUCAUUACCUAAAGCUGGGAGCUCCUCUCGCUCUUCAGGUUACCCUCACAGCCUCCCAUCCUCCCCGCGAUGCCCAGAAGGUGAGACACAUCGGUUUCCUGGAGCCGGAUCAUUAUCAUCAGAGUACUUGGCAUCCAGCUCAAAAAUUCUCCUCCUCUUGUGCAACAUGGAUGGGUCAGGACAGCAGAGUGGCAGGUUUGGACCCCCUCUACUCGUGAGAGAAGAGAGAACAAUGUCCUGGGAACAGCUGCAGCAGUGCAUCUUGGGAAAAAUGCGUUACCUAAUGAAGAAUGACGCACACCCUCCAAAUGUUUCUCCUCUCUUCCAUAUUCGGGUAGUGGGGGGACCGGUGAGCGGCAGUUACCUUUCUCCAAAGGAUGUUCGACCCCUUCAGCACCCGGCAGUCGAUCGAGCCCUGCAGAUCACUGGAGCUGGAGGACCCCCCCAUGUGAAGAUUGCGGUAGAAUGGGACCCCAAAAUUAAAGAGAGGCUGUUUGGCUGUAUACAAGAGGAAGUUGUGCAGGAUGAUGAAUCGGUGCAAACCCAGCAACUGGAUCACCAGCAGCAGAGUUGCACACUGGACGAAUGCUUUCAUCUGUACACCAAAGAGGAGCAGCUGGCUCCAGAUGAUGCCUGGCGGUGCCCACAUUGCAAGGUUCUGCAGCAGGGAACUGUCAAGCUCAGCCUCUGGACCCUACCAGACAUUAUGAUCAUUCACCUCAAGAGGUUCCGCCAAGUUGGAGGCCGCAGAAACAAAUUGUCCACCCUGGUGCGGUUCCCCCUCAGUGGUCUUGACAUGGCUCCCCACGUAGUGAAGAGAAGUCAGGUGACCAAGAGCAUGCUGGGACAAUUGGUAUCCUGGAAACAUGGCAACCCAGAGAACGGGCAACUGGACGCCUUGUAUGACUUGUAUGCUGUAUGUAACCACCAUGGGAGCCUGCAGGGCGGUCACUAUACAGCCUAUUGCAGGAACUCCUUGAACGCCCGCUGGUACGGCUAUGACGACAGUACCGUAGAGCUGGUUCCAGAUGAAGAGGUCUGUACCCGCGGUGCAUAUAUUCUUUUCUACCAGAAGAGGAACGCUAUCCCUGUCUGGUCAGCCAGCAGCUCUGUCAGAGGUUCCACCAGCUCCUCAAUAUCAGAUCACUGGGCCCUCAGAUUAAAUGGGAGCAAAAGAGAGAGUCUGGUGUCUCGGGCAACCACCAACAUCACCACCCUGCCUCAAAUUCCCGACUCACCCGUCUUCCUGGAUAAGGAGUCUCACCCUGACAAAGGCUGCAUGGGAUCCAAGUCCUUUGUUAGGGGUAUGAAAGGUCGCAGUGCCAGCAUGAAGGUUCCUUCAGCUACCAAACUCAAGUUAAGCCUCAGUAAGGCUGUGCCUCUGCGGUGGUCAUUUGGGUCUAAGGAAAGGCCGAAGCCUGUAACCGGUGAACUUGUUGAGUAUUUGGAAUCUGGACGGAGACCAAAAUAUACCAAUGACUCUAUAGUCCCACUCAUGACCGGUUCUGUAAGUCCAAAAAAAGGUCAGCCAAAGUUGUCCAAUACAAAGGCCCAAGGUGCCACUGGGACUGGAAAGAGCAGUGACAGUGAACAUGGGAUGGGAGAGCCCAAAAUAACGGAAGGCCAAGCCAAACAUACCAGUUCUUCUUCAAAGGUUGACUCCCAGAGAAAUAAGCCAAAGGACAAACCCAACCCCUUGGAAAGCACUUCAUAUAGUUCCUCAGCAAGGUUGGAAGGAGCAGCUCAGCCAAAACACACAGAUAAAAAAAGUGUUGAUGGUCCAUCAGGAGCAACUUUGUCUCAUGCUGAUAGGUCUGGAAGAGGAAAUACAUACUCCAGUAAGAAAACAGACAACAACCAAAGAAACCACCACAUAGAUGGAGAUAACAAGACCAGGAGUGAGGCAGAAGGACAACAAGAUGUCAGAUUGACAAAGUUGCGAUCCAGCCUUUGGAAAAAGGAUCACAAGAAGCAGAGUGUUUCUGGAAGUUCCAACACUCCAGAACUCCCUAAUGGUGUGUCAAGGACUUCACUGGCAAAUGGGGUUUUGGGUGAUGGAAGGACUAGUUGUUCAACGCCACAUCAUUACAAGGAGGACCUAAACAAUGGCAAGUCCCCGGUGGACAUCAGGCGUGCUCAGAGCUCAACCAAUGUUCAAACCAAGGCAGAUUGGACUAUGAAGAGAUCUGCCUCACUCUACAAAAAUGGUACUACAUCCCACCAACCACUCAAGCAGGUGACUACACAAAAGACAUCUUCAGGCAACCUGCAGAGAAUGAGAUACCAAACUUCUUCUCUGGGCCGAAAGAAGACUGUGCCUGAAUCCAGCUUUUAAAAUGGGUCACUAAAGCUUGGUGGUUGGCUUUUUGUUAUCUAUGGGGACCGAUACAGAGAUUUUCUAUUGUAAAAUGUCAGAUCCUAGUCUUUGAUAGGAGCUGUAAUCCUGGAGAUUAUUAUGACCGCUUGAAAUGCACUUCUCCAAUGUGAUAUCUGUAGCGUUAAAGAUCCAUUGUACUCAGCAAUGUUCUAUUAAACAUAUGAAAGAGGCAUUUAAACAGGUUGAGAUUCUCUUGCAAAUGUAAAGUAAAACCGAUUUAAAUGAAUAUAGCAGAAUCAGUUGUACAUUGUGCUGAUUGUGUGCUUGUGACUUCAAUGUGUUUAAAUGCUACUUUUUCUAGUGUUUUCCUUAGAGUUUAACACCACUUUUUUAGUCCAAAACUGAACUAUAAUUGUGUUAUAUUUCGAUUUUUUUCAAAAUUUAUGUUUAUUUGUAACAAAAAUCCAGAGCUCAUGAGAAGAUUGAAUGGAGAACCCCUCAUCUUCCCAAGGAGAUCCGAGUGAGGCAUAAAUUAUUUUUGGAUCUUGUAAUGUAAAAUUUAUUUCACCUUAUGUGCUCUCAAUUACUUGUUAUACACACUGCAGAGUAUUAAAUGUAUGGGUUUAUUUUUGUACUUGGAAUAUCUGGUUUUGUUGAUUGAAACCAUUAUUCAUUGUUCUCAAUGACAUAUCCAUUAAAAUGUGCUGAGUCUGCUGAAAUAGACUUAUGUUCUCUCUCUUCAUACACAAAGUCCAAUAGAUAUCUAUUGAAAUGUUAAUAAUGGGGGGGGGGGGCUUCAAUGAGCAAAACCAACUAUUUAAGAAAUCUCUCCAACCCACCACUGGGACAUUGAUUUCCAUUACUUACCCGUCUACAUAGCUUUUCUAAAGAUAAUAUGGCUGUGUUCAUAUUUUUUAGUAAAGAUGGUUUCAACUGACAAAAGCAAGUAUUUCAAAUAACCAAAUAAAGGUAAAGGUGUGUUUAGCAAGCAAUUGAAUACACUCCAGCGAGUAAAACAGAUCAUUGGGAACAUAUUAAAUGGGAGAAAAUUUUACAGUGCAAUAUCCCUUUAACUGGUUUGGCAUAAAUGUUCUAGCCUCGAUAGGACAGAGGUCCUGCAGUAGUAAAAAAACAUUUUAAGACUGAACGGUGCUCUCUAUAAAAGCCAAAGUGAGCUGGGUGACAUUUUUAAUGAGAUUAUAUUUUGUUAAAAAUUGAAAGAAAAAAAAUCUUUAGCUGUGUAUCAUUUGCCAAGUCAGAAACUCUGGUAAUGGGCAUUGUUAUUUAAUGUUUGUAAACUUGGAAUAAGCAGGUUUUUAAAGAUAAAGCUACUUAUGUUUGCAAAACCUAAAAGGUGCAAACUUUGAAAAGGUGCCUUAUAUUUUUAUAUAAGUCCUAAAUUGCCAAAUUUUAAUUUAAAAAAAUGGUUUUACAUAUAAACUCAGUACGACACAAAAAAUAACUAUUUUUAUGCCUUCUUGAAACUGUGAGAUCAGUUAAUUUGUUAUUGACUUUAAUUGCCUUUAAAAGAGAUUUUUGCAAAGCUGUGUUUUUAAAAGUAAGGUUCCGUAGGGGCGGGGUUUCUAGGCCGUAUAAGGUAACAUUAACUCUCUUUUCAGGUCCGGUUACAAUACAGGUAGAGUGAAGGGUUAGUCUGUAGUGUAAUAAAUAGUUAAAGGAAUUCUGUUCUCUCAUUGGCCUAGAUUCAAUAAAAUCCUUUUUAUAAACGAAUAUCUUGCAGACAAAAUGCACAUUGUACACUUGUUCUUCAGGAGUUAUGGACAAAGCAAAUCACUCAAAAGCAAAUGAUUUUCUGCAUUUAGCACCUUUGUGAGAAUUUCAGGGCAAAACAGACUCUACAGAUAUUUUGCUCGAAUUGGUCAACUGGUGACAUCAUUCCAAUCCCCCAGAGAAUACUGAAAUCACGUCAGAACGGCUCAUACAAUGUUUACUUCUUGUACAUGGUGUGAAAGGGACAUUUAAAUGUUCAUGGGUUAGAUAUUUUAAGAGACUUUUUAAUUUACAGGUUAUCAAAUAUACUUCAUUCUCUUGUUAUCCUUGUUGCAAAGCAUGCCUAUGUAGGCUUAAUAACAGAAUGCACUAAUGGGAGCUAGCUGCUGAUUUGUGGCUAUGCCAGAUGUGUUCCGCUAGCUCCAAGUAGUGUAUUGUUGCCCUGGAGCCUACUUUGACUAUUUGUGUUACCCGUUUGAAGAGAAUAAACACAUAGUUAAAUGCAAGCGAUAGUAAAAUGUUGUUAGAGAAUUAUUACAUUUUUAUGAUCCUUCAAUAAAUACAGGAGUUUAUGGUUUAGCUAAAUUUGUGCACAAUUUACAUUCUAACAUCAAAACGUUAAUUUAUGGUUUCUGUGAAGUGCCUGGAUGUUUGAAAAAACGUGUAAACUAUAAAAUAACAUAAAAUGACAUGAACUAGUUACAUGAAUACGUCAUGAAUUAAUAUUACUGGUUACGUAAAAAAAUGCAUUUAAACACAUAAGGCGGCAGCUCCUGUUAGUCUUGAAUUAUCUGCUAUAUUUUACUUCUGUGUUCCUUGCAGGUUUGUACAAAUCCCUGUUUAACCCCCUUGGAAGUCUGCUAUAUGUCUUAUGGUUGUCAUGUGAUUAACCAGAUUUUCCUGAUAGGUUGUAUAUGAAUUUUGAGCAACUUUAACUGUUGCUCUUAUAACAGGUAGGAAUAGCUUAGCGAACGAUUCAAACAAUAAAUCACCCAAGAGUUGCCGUGUUUUUACACUCAGAAAGUGUGCAUAUAACUGUAUCAUGUGACAGCCAUCAGCCUAUCACAGACUCAUAUACAUAUACACUGUGAGCUCUUGCACAUGCUGAGUAGUAGCUGGUGCCUCAGACAGUGUGUAUAUAACAGUAUCAUGUGACAACCAUCAGCCAAUCACAGAACUACAUAUGUAUACACUGUGAGCUCUUGCACAUGCUCAGUAGUAGCUGGUGCCUCAGACAGUGUAUAUAACUGUAUCAUGUGACAGCCAUCAACCAAUCACGGACUCGUAUACACUGUGAACUUCUGCACAUGCUCAGUAGGAGCUGGUGCCACAUAAAAUGGCAAAAUCAAAGUAUACCUAGUGAGGCUCGUAAGCUUAUAAUUGGUGGAUGCACAUAUAUACCUCUUGUUAUUGACUUUCAGCUAGCUCCCAGUAGUGCAUUCCUAUUCCUUCAACAAUGGAUAGCAAGAGAAUGAAGCAAUAAUAGAUAGCAGGUUGUUUACCAUUGUAUGAUCUAUAUGAAUAAUGAAAGAAACAUUUUUGGUUUCAUGUCCCUUUAAGAUGCUUUGGUUAACAUUAUUAACAUACGUUUAAUACCAGGUGCGUUAUCGAUUGCGCUCCACUUGUAAUCUAGCCAUUGUGUACGCAGUGUGUAAUACUGAGGUUGCUCACUGUGUCUGGUCACUAAACGGCUGCAGGUGAGUUUCCCUUGUGCCCUCACAUCUCAUGUGACAAACAAACUCCCUGAUAUCUGUGUGUCCCUCUCUCUUCUUCAUAUGACAAACAUUUAUUCUAUUACAGACACACGUAGACUAAACUCCCUGAUAUCUGUGUGUCCCUAUCUCUUCUUCAUGUGACAAACAUUUAUUCUAUUACACAGACAUAUGUAGACUAAACUCCCUGAUAUCUGUGUGUCCCUCUCUCCUCUUCAUAUGACAAACAUUUAUUCUAUUACACAGACACAGUGUGUCCCUCUCUCCUCUUCAUAUGACAAACAUUUAUUCUAUUACACAGACACAUAGACUAAACUCCCUGAUAUCUGUGUGUCCCUCUCUCUUCUUCAUAUGACAAACAUUUAUUCUAUUACACAGACACAUAGACUAAACUCCCUGAUAUCUGUGUGUCCCUCUCUCUUCUUCAUGUGACAAACAUUUAUUCUAUUACACACACACAUAGACUAAACUCCCUGAUAUCUGUGUGUCCCUCUCUCUUCUUCAUGUGACAAACAUUUAUUCUAUUACACAGACACAGUGUGUCCCUCUCUCUUCUUCAUGUGACAAACAUUUAUUCUAUUACACACACACAUAGACUAAUCUCCCUGAUAUCUGUGUGUCCCUCUCUCUUCUUCAUGUGACAAACAUUUAUUCUAUUACACACACACAUAGACUAAUCUCCCUGAUAUCUGUGUGUCCCUCUCUCUUCUUCAUGUGACAAACAUUUAUUCUAUUACACAGACACAUGUAGACUAAACUCCCUGAUAUCUGUGUGUCCCUGUCUCUUCUUCAUGUGACAAACAUUUAUUCUAUUACACAGACACAUGUAGACUAAACUCCCUGAUAUCUGUGUGUCCCUCUCUCUUCUUCAUGUGACAAACAUUUAUUCUAUUACACAGACACAUAGACUAAACUCCCUGAUAUCUGUGUGUCCCUCUCUCUUCUUCAUGUGACAAACAUUUAUUCUAUUACACAGACACACAUAAACUCCCUGAUAUCUGUGUGUCCCUGUCUCUUCUUCAUGUGACAAACAUUUAUUCUAUUACACAGACACAUGUAGACUAAACUCCCUGAUAUCUGUGUGUCCCUCUCUCUUCUUCAUGUGACAAACAUUUAUUCUAUUACACAGACACAUAGACUAAACUCCCUGAUAUCUGUGUGUCCCUCUCUCUUCUUCAUGUGACAAACAUUUAUUCUAUUACACAGACACACAUAAACUCCCUGAUAUCUGUGUGUCCCUCUCUCUUCUUCAUGUGACAAACAUUUAUUCUAUUACACAGACACACAUAGACUAAACUCCCUGAUAUCUGUGUGUCCCUCUCUCUUCUUCAUGUGACAAACAUUUAUUCUAUUACACAGACACACAUAGACUAAACUCCCUGAUAUCUGUGUGUCCCUCUCUCUUCUUCAUGUGACAAACAUUUAUUCUAUUACACAGACACAUGUAGACUAAACUCCCUGAUAUCUUUGUGUCCCUAUCUCUUCUUGAUAUGAAUUGUUUUACCCCAACAGUCCUAAGCGCUGACACUUUAGUUUCCCUCUAAGACUAUAGAAAGAUAUUUGCACUUAUGAAAAGCUGUUUAUUUUUAGAAGGGUAAAAGAUUUUCCGGGAUUGAAGGCUAAUGGACGUAUAUAACAUAUUCUGUAUAAGUGUUGUAGUGAAGGACGUCCUAAACUGAAGACACUAAUCUCUUCCAGAGGUAAAGAAGUAUUUAUUCAUUUUGUAAAAAAGAAAAAGGAUUGUUUUAUAUAUUAAUAUACACUUACAAAUGCUUUCUAAAGGCAGCUAUUUUGAUAACUGCAAAAUACAUUUUUCACAUGUUUUUAAGACUAUGCACUAAUGAUUGUUGAUUGAAUCUUUUUAUCUGCUUUUCAGACUUUAAUAAAUGAAUUAAAUAUG
Messenger RNA from Bombina bombina (fire-bellied toad), 9115 nucleotides. RefSeq names its product ubiquitin specific peptidase 43 (gene USP43). The transcript is spliced from 16 exons. Gene Ontology annotation, molecular function: cysteine-type deubiquitinase activity. The record is from RefSeq and is a predicted model, not a curated record. Bases 296 to 3790 code for a protein of 1164 amino acids. Gene Ontology annotation, biological process: protein deubiquitination. NCBI's taxonomy places the organism in Eukaryota, Metazoa, Chordata, Amphibia, Anura, Bombinatoridae.